Molecule: messenger RNA, 1875 nt
Organism: Knipowitschia caucasica
Lineage: Eukaryota; Metazoa; Chordata; Actinopteri; Gobiiformes; Gobiidae
Source: the annotation of a GenBank genome assembly
AUGGAGGAGCGUCUGAAUUUCCUGUCGGACAAGCAGCUGCUGGCCUUCCUCCACCGCAGCAAGACCGAGCUUUCCUGCAUGGAGCUGCCGCAGGCGUUUGUGAGCCAGCUGCGGGACCACGACCUUAUCUCCACAGAGCAGCACGGGAAGAUAACCCGCAUGAAAAGUAAUGAGAAGAUCAGGAGCGCAGUUUACAACGUUCUGGAGUUCAUUGAAGAUAAGCUUCCGCACUGCAUCCAUAGUUUCUGGAAAUGCGUCUUCAAGGAGACAAUUUUGAACAAGUACCCCACCCUCCGACAGCUCCACAACAGCCUGUUUAACGGGCAAGAUUUUUAUGAUUGUGAAGACGCUCUGCUUGAGUCUCGGGACAUACUGAGGAGGGAGGAUAUCCAAAGGAUAGAGCCGGAAAUAUCGCUGCAAGUGAAGAAACCUAGCUUGAAAAAAAGAAAAAAGAUGAGAAAAACGACAGACGAUGAUGCUAGUGACAAUGAUGACGAACAGCCUUCGACUUCAGCUCCAGUCACACCUCAACGUUUAAUCAAGAAGCCGAAGAAAGUGUCCUUCUCCACUCCAUUGAAGAAAGGAGAAAAAGGAGAAAUCUGGAGGUGGAAAAUUUUCAAAGUUCAGCUGCCGGUGACCUGCGGAGAUUUGAAGGGUACUCUGAACCGGAACAGACUGGCCCAAGGUGAAAAGUGCAUUAUGGUUGAGAAGCAGUGGUACAAUCCUACUGAAUUUGAACGACUUGCAGGGAAGGCAAAAUCAAAGAGCUGGAAAAAGAGCAUCCACUGUAUGGACAAAACAUUAGGACAACUUAUAGAAGACGGACACCUCAAGAGCAACGGCUACAAAAAGGUCAAGAAGCUUCUGUUUCCUCCUGAAGAAACUGUUGCAGGAUCAGCAGAGAGUGAAGUCUGUAGCAGAGACGGUUCCUCAUCAGAGAAACAUCAAGAUGGUAUUCAGUCACGGUUAACAGCAAGAAACAUCCCUAAAGUCCUCAGAGUGGUGUGCGGGGACAUCAGUGGUUUACUCCACACCAAACGCUUCGCCUCGGGCACAUGUGGAAGGAGCAUCCGCACUUCGAGCAGCUGGAAGACCCCAGUGGACUUUGUGAAGGAGGCCUCGAGUCAGACAGACAUUUCAUGGAAGAAACAAAUCAUGUGUGAAGGAAAGCCACUUGGAGAGCUAAUACAAUCUCGCCAUAAUAAUCACUCACUGCUGUGUAUUUGCAGCCUGUGUCAUCCAGAUGGCGAUGACCUGGACAGUCAGAGGAAUGACGAUGAGUGCUGGAACUGUCGCAAGGAAGCAACAGUUGGGGAAGUGAUGGUGGACUGUGAUCAGUGCCCUCGCUCCUUCCACCAGAAAUGUCACCUUCCACACAUUCCAGACUCUAUGUUAGACGAUGGCAGACCAUGGAUAUGCACUCCAUGUGUGUGGAUCCAAACCAGGGACCUGUUCUCAGAGUUGGAGAUGGAAGCAGUCAUGUCCAGUUCCACAGAUCAUCAUAUGCUGCAUUGUCAGCAGCUGUUACUGAGUCUCUACAGAGAAGACGAGGACCACAUCUUCACAUCAGACCCAUGCCACCUUCCAGAGUACACCAGAGUGAUCCAGACACCCAUGUGGUUUGACGAGGUCGCAGAUAAGCUCCAGAGUCACAAAUACCAAACAGUGGGCCACUUUGUCUCAGAUAUCCAGCUCAUCUUCAGAAACUGUGCCUCGUAUAACCGGGAUAAUCCUGAAUUUCUUUCUACUGGAACAAAAUUAAAGGAGCAUUUUGAAAAAGAAUUGAACACCAUGUUUAAGAUCCAACAAGAAACAUCAGAAUCAGAAAUAAUUUUAUAUGUCCCUCAAUGGGAAAUUUGUUUAGCUACAGAUUAG